AUGUCGCCCGCCGCCGCCAUCGCUAACGGCGAGCAUGGACACGUGCGCUUCAUCCCCCAGACGUACGACAACACCGACUCGCGCCGCUCAGCCCUAAAGCUCAUUCUCACUCUCAUGCCUCACUGGGCUGCCGACGAGGCUCAUAUCGACUUUGUCCGCUUCACCGAUGGCAUCACCAACACGCUGCUAAAGGCGGUCAACCGUCGCCCCGGACAGUCCAAGGCUGACAUGGAUCGCGAUGCCGUCCUGCUGCGUGCCUACGGCAACGGCACCGACGUGCUUAUUGACCGCGAGCGCGAGGCGGCUAAUCACGAGCUGCUUAUGCGCUACAACCUCGCUCCCGAGCUGCUGGCCCGCUUCGCAAACGGCAUGCUUUACCGCUUCAUCCCCGGUGCCGUCGCACAGCCCAAGGACCUGGCCGAUCCCGACAUCCUGUCCGCUGUGGCGAGAAGGCUCGCCCAGUGGCACGCGACCGUCCCGUGCCUACCGGGCUCGGGCGUCAAAUCUGACAAUUCUAGCACCGGAGCCGCUAAUGGCGAUGCCGACCGUGCCAAGAUUAUCAAUGCCGCUCCAGGCAAGCCGUUCCCCAACGUCUGGACGACCAUGCAGAAGUGGAUCCUCGCUCUCCCGACCGACACGGAACAACAGAGAGAGCGCCGCGACCGUCUGCAGAGUGAGCUCGGAGACAUGAUUCAGAAGCUGAGCCAGCGUCCCGGUCUGGGCGAUAAUGGGUUGGUGUUUGCUCACUGUGAUCUCCUCAGCGCCAACGUCAUCAUUCACCGCCAGGGUAAUGCUGCCACGACGGUGAGCUUCAUCGACUACGAAUAUGGCACCCCCUCACCCGUGGCCUUUGACGUCGCGAACCACUUCGCGGAAUGGGCCGGCUACGACUGUGACUACUCCGCCGUCCCCACCCAGUCUCAGCGACUCGCCUUUAUCCGCGAGUACAUCAAGUCGUAUGCUAAGCUGUCCGGCACCGCCAUGGAUGAGGAGGAGGAGACACGGAAGCUCAUGGACGAGGUUGAUGAGUUCCGCGGCGUCCCGGGCUUCUACUGGGGCAUCUGGUCACUGAUUCAGGCCACCAUUUCGCACAUUGACUUUGACUAUGCCAAUUACGCUGAGGAGCGGCUGGGCGAGUAUUGGGCGUACAAGGCCGAGGUGGAUGGCAGCCGCGAGGCGUCGGGCAAGGAGAUGCCCCUGCGGGAGAAGACGUGGUCGAGCCGCGAAUGA
Messenger RNA from Purpureocillium lilacinum, 1230 nucleotides. RefSeq lists its product as uncharacterized. The record is from RefSeq and is a predicted model, not a curated record. Gene Ontology annotation, cellular component: cytoplasm. Gene Ontology annotation, biological process: phosphatidylethanolamine biosynthetic process. Gene Ontology annotation, molecular function: ethanolamine kinase activity. NCBI's taxonomy places the organism in Eukaryota, Fungi, Ascomycota, Sordariomycetes, Hypocreales, Ophiocordycipitaceae.